Poecilia latipinna (sailfin molly) is the source of this 3892-nucleotide messenger RNA. RefSeq names its product PILR alpha associated neural protein (gene pianp). NCBI's taxonomy places the organism in Eukaryota, Metazoa, Chordata, Actinopteri, Cyprinodontiformes, Poeciliidae. Gene Ontology annotation, biological process: regulation of immune response. The transcript is spliced from 6 exons. Gene Ontology annotation, cellular component: membrane. Bases 693 to 1346 code for a protein of 217 amino acids. The record is from RefSeq and is a predicted model, not a curated record.
CACACCAGUUCAUCGCAUCCACUUCCCUGCCGGAGUAAACCUGAUUAAAUGAGCUGGAAUCACAUUUUCUGCUCAUUCUUUCCUCCCCGUCUCUUUUUCUCGGAGCUGUCCUCGUAAACACCACAGAGUUACUUAUUGUUUUAUGCUUUAACCUCUCACCUCCAUAAUUACCUCAUUAAUGUCGUCCUUUGUAUCACUCCCUCUCCUCUGUGUCCAUUUAAUAAAAAUAAUAAAGCAUAAUGAGCAUUUAAAUCUCUUUCCUACAGUCUGCUGCCCUCCUCUACAUCGUUCUCUCUCCCCUCUCUUACUCUACCAGACUACAUGUCUCAGUCACUACGGCAACCGAUGCUUUUUUUCUUCUUCCUCACUUGCUUUCUGUAUCUCCCCCCCUCUCGUCUCCCUCUCUCUCAUUCCCUCUCUCCGCUGCCAGAGGUAAGCAUGAUAACUGAUAUGUGUCUGAGUGCUUGUGUCCGACUCCCGGCGUGCCUGCGCUGUCUCCCGGUGACAUUUCUUUGGCAUUUCGGGGAAGAAAGUUCCCCGUUUCUGCCCAAAGUGCCGUACUGAGUCCUGGCUCCGUGCAUGACGCUGGAAAUGAUGAUUAAUGUGCUGCGCUCAGGUGUAACUGUGUGAAAGGGACAGCAGACCUGACAAGAUGAUCGGAGAAGAAGAGUCUCUGUGAACACAGCGAAGCGAUGGAGAGAUGCUCCAUCUCUCCUGUCGCACGACUCGCUGCCCUCAUCUUCCUGCUCCUGGCCGCCCUGCUCUCACAGCCCUCCACCUGUAACGGCGAAGAGGACGAGAAGCCGGCGAACUCCCCGUCUUCACAGCUGUCCGUCAACUCCCAGGUGACGCCCACCCCGCUGUGGGCGGUGGUGUGGGGGCCCACGCAGCCUCUGGAGGAGGAUGCCACCUACCACUUGCUGUCCAGCCAGGAAACCGACCACCUGCACCUGCAGGAGGUCAGCAGCGCCACGCCGGGGGAUUGGGUCUACCUCGAUUCAACCGUGCAGCCCCAGGAGAAAGCACACUUGGGGUCCAGGAACAAGGAGGGAGAGGAGGAUGGAGGGACGGAGGCAGAGGAGGCGAAACCCGAGGAAGUGGACCCUCAGUUCUACGUCACCGUGACCAUCUCCUCGCUGCUCAUCCUGACAGCCGUCAUCAUCACAGCCAAACUCUGUUACGAUCGCAGCUGUUCCCAGCAUCCGCCCCCGCUUUCCCGUGGCGUGGCCCCCCCCCUGUCCCUCGCGCUCCCCCGUUCCCUUGCUUCGGAGGACAGCAGGCAGACGCUGCACAGCACCACCUCCUCCUUCACCGACAGGGAGAGGAUUCCAGUUGUGAACCUGUGACUGUUUUCUGUCCAUAUGAUAAACAUUUCUGCUGGACCAGGACCGGGGGACAAACCCGCAGCUGUUUUAUUUUCCUCUCCGACUGUGAAAGAAAUUCAGGGAACCCAGGUAUCCAGCCAUCGCGAAAUCUCCCCGGCUUCCCUGAGGUCUGAGAAGAAUCCGACUCGCUCCCUUCCUCCUGCUCGGUGUGAAAAUUUCUCUUGGUGUGCAUCACUGUGUCCCUGUUUUUCCACUGUUUGUACGGCCCCCCGAGCGCCGCCGAGCUACCCGGCGGCUCUGCGCCUCCGCCUGGCGUGACUAAUUCACCAACAAGCAGUUUAACAGCCAUGCAGCAUCCUGUUACCCCGCCCCCCUCUGAGACGGCCCUACCUGUGCUUCCUCAGCUGCUCGCUAUCAACGCCAAUCCAGCAGACUCCUCUUGUCGUUUCCAGUCCUCUUCAGCAGUAAAUGGUAAAAAAUAAAAAAGGCCGUUCUCAGCGUCUCCAGGAGUAUUUCACAAAGCCGUUUGGCGAGGCUGUAGCCAACAGGCAAUGUGUUUACCAUGUCACGCUCCAAAAACUGAUGUUUAUUCCCCCGCUUUGGGUGCCUGAAAUGCAAAUAGUGGGGGAUCCUCUUCUCUGCAGAUGUAGCCGAGCGUUUUGCUGUUGGGUGUUUUUUCUUUAUUUUCCUCAUGAUUUGUUCUCUUAAUUAUCUGGCUGAAGUUCGCCCCUUUGUCAAGCCUUCCUGCUGGACUGUUGUAAAUGUGUUAUUAAACAACGCACUUCCAGUGGCGGAGAUAAGAUAUUCAGAACAUGAAUGGACAUCUAUUUUCCCUCCCCUCCUGAGGUUGGACGGUGCCUAACAAAGGACAGAUUUAUGUUUUAAUGCAAACGAGUGGGCGAACUGCAGCUGGGGAUCUUCAGACUAAUCUUGGUGUUUGGUUUUCUUCCCUUUCUUUCCUUGUUCCUGGGAGCUUUUUAUCUCAAUCUGGACAGCAAAACCUCCGUCAUCAGCCAUUUUGAGGAAAAUAGCACAAACAGAAAAGAAGGAUCACCAAUGAAUCUGCAUGUAAACACUAAGAAAACGUGAAAAUUGUUUAUUGGAGAGCUUCCAAAGACAGAUUUCAGUUUCUGUUAAAGGGGACCUAUUAUGCAAAAUUCAAAUUUUUUAUACUUCCAUCUGCGUCUCUGGUGCUUCUACAAAAAAAGCCCAAACACACACAAAAAAACACACACCCAGAUGAUUUCUGGCAACAAGUUAAUGUUUUUUGGUGUCUAGAAAAUGAGCUAUUUUGAAAACAGCAGGCACAGCAUGUUACCUAGCAACCCCAGCCAAGCCCAGACCCGUUACCUAGCAACCCAAGUGGAGUUCCAACACCUUUUGUCAGCUGAUUUUACUACUACUACUGGAAAAGACAAGUGCUUUGUUGUUGACUUACCAUCCAGAAACCACUUGCUACAUUCUCGUUGACUGGGCUGGAGGCUCCACUUAUGCUUUUCAAAGAUGUGUAACCUGUUUUCAGCCAUUUUCACCUGGGGGGCGUGACAAGGAGCAGCUCAUUUGUAUUUAAAGUGACAGGAGCCCCUAAAUUAAACAUCUCAAGGCAGAACUGAGCAGACUAAAAUCUCUAUCUAAAAAUGGCUAAAAAUGUAAUGAACAUGUUUUGUAUCGUCCAUAAACCAACCCCAACCUGCUCAAGGAAGCAUAAUAGGUCACCUUUAACCUUUCUUAAGCAGCUCUGACGUGAAUCCAGUCAAACCAUUUCCUACAGAUGUCGUACUGGUGGUUUCAUGGUAGCUCGUGCAACACUUCAGAUAUCCAGUAUUGUGGUCGUUCGUAGCAUUCCCGUAUGAAUUUGGUCUUUCUGUUCCAUGUAACUUGAAUAAAGACUCAACACUGGCAUUUUAGCUCCGAGUCUGUUUAUUUCUGUGCAUGCUGAACGAAUUCCCCAGGGAGCUGCACAAUCCUCCAUGCUUUAUGGGGGGGAUAAAGCUUACAUUGUGCAUUUUAAUAGAUACACGUGUAUCCUAAUCUGUCUCUCUGAAGUGCGAGCAUUUAGUCCGGCGCUUUGCAUCGAUUUUUUAAACCUUUAGUCUCGGCAUUAAAAAGUCCUGCAUGUGCCAAUCAUGUUUGCAGCCACUGAAAGGGAGAGGAGAAUAAUGCGACUCCUUAUCUCCUCACCUCAUAUGGAUUCCUCUCGCUUUAGCAAGAUUAACAGGGUGCUAAGCAGGAAUUUCCUCUGUGUAUAGUUUUUCAAACUAAUGUCAAUAAAAUCAGGGCGGGAACAGGAAGAGGAAUGCCAUCGACUGUUCUGAGAUUCUCCACCAGUCCUGCUGGUGCAGCUAGUCUUUACAUCUCCUCAGGGCAAUUCACUGAUCAAUCGGCAAAAUAAUGGAUCGCCCGGCUUCCUCUGGGGAGAUUUAAUGCAUAAAGUAUUCACCCCCCAGGAACGUCUCACGAUUACAGACUUAAGAGCAUUUUCUUCAUCGGUUUUUAUGAGACAGACCAACGCAGUGGAGAGCACAGUGAUGGCAGCAUCAUGCUGUGAGGAUGAGAAAUAAUAAAAA